This is a messenger RNA of Colletotrichum costaricense, 438 nucleotides long. RefSeq lists its product as uncharacterized. The transcript has 2 exons. NCBI's taxonomy places the organism in Eukaryota, Fungi, Ascomycota, Sordariomycetes, Glomerellales, Glomerellaceae. The record is from RefSeq and is a predicted model, not a curated record. The coding region runs from base 1 to 438 and encodes 145 amino acids.
AUGAGAGGCAUCCGAAUAAAACUCGUCUAUUCGACGAAUCGUCUCGAGAAUUUCCGGUGCCUGACUAGGAUGAUUCCUGCGUCAGAAAUGGGUCCGGCCGGUGAACGAAGCUUCAAGUCUUCGAUUCUUCAAGAUGGCAAGUGGCGCCGCAGCGAUGAGGGAGACACAUUGUUGCGGCGGGGCCAAGCUCCAAAGAAGCCAGUCACGCAGGCAGGAGAAUCCCAGCUCCCACGGGGCCAAGAGGUGACCGUUCGCGACGUUCCCGCCCGCGGAAAACCACACGUGAGAGCUCUUUGCUCUCAGGUACAGCUCCCUUUCUUUCAUCAUGCUUCGAGAAUAUGCGCGCUCCAUUUAUUUAUUUAUUUUGGCCUAAUUUCGUCGUGGAUUACUGCCUUCAAAAAUGGUGCCAAUAUACAUGGCCGGAGCUACGAAGAGUAA